This is a messenger RNA of Cannabis sativa, 1080 nucleotides long. RefSeq lists its product as uncharacterized. Lineage: Eukaryota; Viridiplantae; Streptophyta; Magnoliopsida; Rosales; Cannabaceae. Bases 151 to 906 code for a protein of 251 amino acids. The record is from RefSeq and is a predicted model, not a curated record. The transcript is spliced from 5 exons.
CACAUUUUGUAAAUUUUACAAUAUCAUAAGGCCCAGUCAUCUCAGCCCACUUAAUUUGGGCUUUUGAAACGACGAAAUCACUUCACUCUCCAGCUCUAUAGGUCGGAGGGAGAUUGCGUAGAGUUCCCCCGACCGACCCCGAGAUUACCGAUGUUCUCUUCUCUGAAAUUGCAGGUGCCGAAACCUGCAAUCAACCUCGAUUGCAACCACAUCUUUGCCCGAAGCAUCGGCUCCGACCGUGUUUCUUACGAUCCCAGGCUGCCGGCCCGGCCCCGGAGGUAUGUGUCUGUCAAAUCGGAGUAUGGCACCGCCGGGUCGUCGGUUCCUUCGCAUUUUAAUGCGACGGUAGGAACUUCGUCUUUGUCUUCUUCUUCGCUUCAGCUCUCUCAGUGGAACCUCACCCAUCGCCAUGUCGUUAUGCUCAAUGUAGUUGCUUGCGCGGUGGCAAUUUCUGCGACUUGGCUCUUCUGCUCAGCAAUCCCCGCGCUUUUGGCUUUCAAGAGAGCAGCUGAAUCACUUGAGAAGCUCAUGGAUGUCAUGAGAGAAGAGCUUCCAGACACAAUGGCUGCUGUUAGACUAUCCGGAAUGGAGAUUAGUGACCUUACAAUGGAACUUAGUGAUCUUGGCCAGGAAAUCACACAGGGAGUUAGGAGUUCCACUCGAGCUGUCCGGGUGGCUGAGGAGAGGUUACGCGGCUUGACAAACAUGACUUCAACAGCAUCUUUGCAGGGGGUAACCAAAUCAAAAACUGAGGCAGCUGGACCUCCACUUGCCAUUACCGUGAGAGGUGUUAGGGAGGGCAUUGUCAAGGGUCGAGCUCUCUGGCAGAUGUUUUUCUCUAUAGCCCGAUUUUCUAGAGUGGCACUUAACUAUUUAGCCAAUCGGACAAAGCGGGUAGCUAGAUGAAAAGGUCUGUAUUAGCCUUAUUGAGAGCUACAUGAUAUCUUCAAUAUGUACAUAACAUCUGUUAAUUUUUUUGUUUGUCAUUGACGGUCUGGAAUAUGGUUUGUUGUUCCCCUUUCAGUUUAAAAAUCUUGUAGAUGUAGAAUAAUUAAGUUGAGGAGACACUGUAUUUUUACA